Messenger RNA from Patiria miniata (bat star), 1048 nucleotides. RefSeq names its product phospholipase A2 AP-PLA2-I-like. Lineage: Eukaryota; Metazoa; Echinodermata; Asteroidea; Valvatida; Asterinidae. Gene Ontology annotation, biological process: phospholipid metabolic process; arachidonate secretion; lipid catabolic process. The record is from RefSeq and is a predicted model, not a curated record. Gene Ontology annotation, molecular function: calcium ion binding; phospholipid binding. Bases 332 to 814 code for a protein of 160 amino acids. The transcript has 4 exons.
UGUUUUUUCUUCGAAUUCGUCACUGUUAGAUAAGUCAAUCAAUGCUAAACGAUAAGAUAACUAGAACAGAAAUUGGUAUUUUUGUUUCAUUUUUGUUUCGUUAGAAAAUUUAUCAUCUUGGGACUUUCAAUAGACUUUUGAGACAAAGGUGCAUUUAUCCUGCUCCAAAUUCUGGUGAAAACAAAGAAUGGACAAACGUAUAAAUAUUAGUCUGGAACGAGAGACGAACCACUGACUUAGAAGCUCUCCGAGUGAUACGCAGCGAAUUCAGACCGGCUCCUCCGAAGUAUUUCCCCGUCGAUAUCCUGACAUCACCCGAUAAACCAUCACCAUGAAGCUCCUUCUUCUACUGGCGGCGGCAGUUGCCCUAGCGAAUGGCGCAGCAGAUCGUGAAACUACCAGUGUGCUGCAGUUUGGCAAUAUGAUUCUCUGCCUGGUGGAUCUGGGUCUCUGGUCUGGGCUGGACUACAACGGUUAUGGCUGUUACUGUGGCUACGGAGGCUCAGGCAAAGCGCUGGAUGCUACCGACCAAUGCUGUGUAGAACACGAUAACUGCUACGGUAGAGCUCCAACGGAGGGCGGAUGCAAUACCUUGGAUACCUACUUAAUCGACUACGACUACGAAAAAACCACUGACGCUAAUGGCAACUGUGCCAUCAAAUGCAAGGCAGAGGCCGACUACGGGUUUUUCUCCAUCAAUUCCCAAUGCAAAGCCUUCAUGUGUGAAUGUGAUCGCAAGGGGGCGCAAUGCUUCGCAGACAAGCGGGGCUCGUUUAACCGCGACUAUGUCAACUAUGACAAGAGCAGCUGUUAAAUGUUGAGUAUGUAGGCCUACUCCUGAGGUUGGUCCAAAAACAGAGCGAGUUCAAAUCCAGUGAUACCCUUUUAAGGGAUUAAUUCCUCAGCAAUAAUUUAUUAUUGGUAGUGUGUUGGCAACCUCCUCGGUUCUUUCUGUGGCCUCUCUGGAAUCUCCCAUAAAUUUGCACUAAGUUUAGUCGGGCACAAUUUGCAGUCAUCAGCCGACAUUUGAAGCAAAACAAAAAACAGG